Molecule: messenger RNA, 7511 nt
Organism: Biomphalaria glabrata
Lineage: Eukaryota; Metazoa; Mollusca; Gastropoda; Planorbidae
Exons: 3
Coding region: 488-6169 (1893 amino acids)
Molecular function (GO): DNA binding
Source: RefSeq, a predicted model, not a curated record
CAAGUGCACGCCUCUCUCUCUUAGUAACACACACGCGGUUAUUGUGCUUCCACUGCGUUGUUGUGUUCAUACUGGAUUAACAAAAUCAAUGUCCAGAAUAGAUCGAGAUUUUUAUAAAGCGAUUAAAGUGGUGUUUAUCUUUCAGAAAAUUAUUCUUUUUUUUGGUUAAAAAAUAAACAAAUUAAAUUUGAACACAAAGCAUAACAACUUCGGAUCUAAAUCUUGAUCUAUUUAUAAACCUUAAAAAAGAGUCGAGUGUUCUUGUGGAUAUGAUUUUUUUCUUCAUUGUUUGUGUUAUUAGCGCGGCUAAGGUCAGCGGGCAGAUAAACGUGGCACAGAAUGAAAGGACGACUGCGACACGCAUUUUUUAAAGAAUGAAAGACUCGGAUCUAGAUCUAGAUCUAAUGUAGUCUUUGGAAAGUUGGAUGUACGAGAACAAGUAGUGGUGUUUCCACUUGUACGCCCCUGCGUCAACUAAGGCUGCCUGAUGGCCAGGGGUCGUGGGAGGGCUAGGUCUGUUGUGUUUCCCCCUAGACGUCGGGGCAGACCACGCAAAUAUCCCGCACCGACGAAGGAUGACUUCAACAUUUAUGAGAGUGUCAACAAGGUGAUAAUGCAGAAGACAAAGAACUUAUCACCUGACAGUAAUCAACCAAAACUGUAUGAAAGUUCCUCUAAGUUGCCUCCACUAAAAAUACCCAAAAAUAGAAUAGUCAGGUGUGAAGAGGAUGAUGAGGAUAAAACGCCAGAAUAUCCAUUGCCAGAAGACUCAACAUUUUUCUCAAAGUUUUUUCCACCUUCCGACAAGGAACAAAGAAAUGUUUUCUCUGAAAUGUCGACUCUAUCUCAAACUACUGCUGACUCAAACAUAGAAGAGAGAUCUCUUGGACUCCAAGAAAGUAAUGAUAACAACAUUCAUUCUGAGCGAGACUCAGACACCACAUCUCAACCUAAGAUUAAGAGAUUGCAAAUGAUUCCCAAACUACAAGUGAAAACUAUUUCUAUCCAUGGAUCAUUGCAAGAACUGGGCUGCAACAAUGAAACAGAGGAAAAACAAGAGGACAAAAUUCCCAGGCUGUCUCCUGUUGAACAAACAGAUCAUGUGGAUAUACUUAGUCAUUCACAGCCUCCCAAACUCAAAAGGAUUUGUGAAGAUAAAGUUUUAUUUCAAGACAGUAUCUCAUCUGCUGAUCUUCAAAAUAAUUUUUGCAAUGAGAUAGAAGAAAAUCAAAAUAAUCUAUUCAGGUCAUCUAGUAAGGCUAGCGAUGAUUCUGUAUCAAAUACUAAUAGUGACAGUAUUAGGAAAAAAGAAUCAAAUAAACAAUUUUCAUCAUAUGACUUGCCUUCAGUUUCUCAAGAAAAUAAUUUUCAUUUGAAAACAAGCUGUGUCAGAACCAAUACUUCAGCAUCUAAUGUCCAGCCAACAGAAGAUGAUAUAUCUAUGAGCCAAGAUAUGUGUAACUUUGAGUUAAUAUCAGAAGGAGAACUGUCUCCAGCACCAUUAUUGAUUGAUGAACAGAGUGUCUUAGAGAACAGUUUAACAAAAAGUUCAUGCCCUGAAAUAAAGGAACCAUCAGCAUUGGCACAAAACACUCUUCCAACCAGAAAUAGACUUAGUGAGGCACCAAUAGUUCAAUCAAUGUCAUCUGUUCCACAGUGUGAGCCUUUAGGCUUAACAUUUCAUCAACUGCCACCACCAACACAAAAUUCAGUUCAUGCUGGUUCUGUCAAUAGCUCUAAACAAUUAAAUGCUUGGAUGACUGGCUCUGAACAAGAUGACUUGAUGAAUACUGCAAACCUGAUAGAUGCUGCAAACUUGAUGCAGACAGAGGACAACUCAAUUACCGACAGCAUUUCCUUUCAUAAUAUGAACUUGAAUAAAGACAGUCAGUUGGAUGAAGCAGCCAGUUUACAACAUAUGUGCCCACAUGCUAUAACUCUAAAAAACAUUGACAAUAAAACUGCAAGUAGUGAAAUUGAUUCAACCUCAACUAAUGACCUAGCUUCUGUCUUGGAAAAUAGCAACCAAGAAGCUCUUAUCUGCAAUAACUUUCUGAAAACUCAGAGCCAUGGACUUCCUUCGAUGAAAAGGUUGGAUUCUCCUGGUAAUGAUGCACAUUGCUUAUGUACUCAGGAACACUCAGGAAGUCCAUUGACAAACAUGAACAAUAGAAUUGAUAAAGUGGAACAUGCUAAAAUGAGAGUCAGCCAAGAACCAGUUUUAAUGAUGGCUCAGCCUAAAAAACCAGGCAGACCAAGGAAGUCAUUGGAUAAAGAAACAUGCCAGAACACAGGAAAUAAAUCACAUUUAGAACAUCCUGUUGAAAGCACUCAUCAUGAAGCUUAUAGAGCUUCCCAGGAUGCUUUGGGUCAAACAUAUGUUAGAAGAAGGACUCAAAAGAAGAGAAAUCAGUUACUUUUUUAUAAUAAUGAUCCCAUUCGGACCAGAGAUGAGUCAUAUAGUCAUGUUUCUUCAUUUGACAAAGCUUCCAAUUCCAUUAAUGUCACUACCGGACCAGAAAAUUCCUAUUCAUACUCCAAUGAAACAGGAACAUGGCAUGAUGAAAGAAACAAAUCAGGCAUAUUUACUUCUUCAAAUGCACUUUAUGUAGGUCAAGAAAAUGUCUGUACUACAAAGGGUAGGAGUCACUUAAGAACAACAGAGGGUAAUUUAUUGAAAGUGAAGGAGGUCAAGCCUAAUUAUUCCAUAGCUUCUGCCUCUGUGCACCAAAACUCUGAAAGUGAUAGGUCAGAGAUGCCACCAUUAAUUCAGCAUGGCUAUGUGCAUAACCUACAACAGCAGCAGCCUUUCCCCAUUUAUAAUGGACACAAGCAGUUUGCCCAUCAAGAACCACCUCAUGCAAACACAUACAACCUAAGCCAGGUGUAUCCAGUAUCUACUUAUGGAAUGCUUGGUGCCAGACCAAUGCCAGCUGUCCAGUCCUCUUCAGGUCAUUGUCCACAAUCUGAGGCUCAAAUAAACUAUCCAUCAGAAACUCAAGCCUAUUUACACAAUGACCAAAUAUCACAUCAUUGGCCUCAAACAGGAAAUGCUAAUCAUUAUGUGAAUGUUGUUAACAAGCCCUGGUCUGCUUUUGACACCAGUCUACAGAACUCAUCCAUAAAUUCUCAGAGGCAGCCAUAUGUUUCAUUACAUGGAAGGAAUGAUUACUUGCAUUCAGACAGGCUAAUACCUAGACCCAUUCAGUAUCAUAACCAAAUUGUUAGGCCUGAAAGUAUUUACCAUCAUAAUAGGAAUGUGGUCAGUGCUUCUAAAGCAUCAGCAUUCAGUAUUCCAAAUUUAAUGCCAACUACAGCGCUUUCUGUACACAAUGUUAUGCCAACUACAGUAACUUCUGUAUCUUCUCAUAGAUCAGGGGAUCGAAAUUGCAUGCCAUCAGCUGAUCGAACCUCCAUGUCAUCACAAUGUCAGGAACCUCAAAAUAAUGUCAUUGGCCACCAUAAUGCCAAACAAAGGCAACUACACAAAAUAGCAUCAAACCCCACAGAUAAAGAAACAGUAUACCCAACAUGGGUACGUGUUCCUGAUAUGAGCAGUGGUAACAAAGAAAUUCAACCUACAAAUAUACCAUAUUCUGAACAUGCAAAGGGGCACACCUCAAUCCCAUUGGCUCCUCCAAAAGGUGUGUUAAAUGAUGGAGUAGUUUCAAAAUCAGUAAAUAGGCUUGAUCUUAGCCAAAAAAACAGUAUGCAUGACAUGGUCAUGGUUUCCAACAAAAGGAAGCCUGAGCCAGAACAUAAAACAUUGAGAAGUUGUGAUGAGCCUCUUGAUCUGUCUGUAAGCUCCAAAGAUUGCAGUCAGGAUACACUGAGAACAAACUCUUUAGAGACUUACAAUGAAAAUUUAAUGUCAGUUAUAACAAAUAAUAGUAGACUAGGUGAAACAAGUGUGAAUGAAAAAACUUUGAGAAAUUAUAGUUUGUGUGACUUAGAAAUUUCCUCUAAAGUUAGAGAUAAAGCUGCUGAAAAAAUUGGAAAUUUGUUCAAAGAAUCAAGUUCAUCAGAGCAACAAAUUACUGAACAUCCUAUACAGCUAGAGAUUAAUUCUUGUGUGCGGGAUUUUUCCGUGUCUAGAGCUUCCGUAAGUGACAUUUCAUGUAGAGAGUCUUCUGUUUCUGACUCUUCCAGUAUCAGUUCUAAUUUAUUAGUAGUGGCACCUUCCCCAGAUAUUGCUUUGCUGUCUCCAUCAGGAUGGGGACAAGCCCCAAGAGUUUCUCGUAGCUCCAGCAGAACCUCCAUUGACUCUGUUGAAGUCACUCCACCCAGAAAAAUUGGAUUACCUUUAGAACAUUUUUUAAAUAGCACUCCCAGUAAAACGACUUACUCAUCUAUGAUGAUGGCUCACAUAACUUCUAAAGCAAAAAAACUAGGGGUGGCUGCACGCACUAACAUAGACAAUUAUGAGAACCACUUAAUGUUGAGUAACAGUAUCAAUCAAUCUGUUAUAGAUUUGACUGAAGGUGGGGAAGAAGCUGAAGUUGUAAGUGUCAGCUCUUAUGAUAGUGGGGACGAAGAGUCCAGAAUUGCUUUCAUUGAGUCUGAAAGAAAUGUGUAUGGAGCCUCAGGGCCAUCCCAUUCUAUUAAUGAAUCCUUUCAGUCCAGAACAUUGCAGGACAACAUAGACUGGGAAAGCAACCAACAUUUGAAUGCGGCAAGAUUCAACAGUCUUAAAGUCAACAGGGCUGUGAAAGAAAACAUUGCAGUCAAAGUCAAGGAAGUUGUAUCUUUGCUUUCAUCCUCUAAUGUAAACAGUGCAGCUAAGGGUGUAGGAACAAGUCCUCUAUCCAAUUGUGAUACUUUAUUGCCCCGUGGCCUCAGCUCAGUCAACCUAACUACAGAGUCUAGUACUGAACAGGCAGCGGCAACUCUCUUGUUGCUCUCCAGUAACCCACUUUAUCAUAAUGUCAUCAUUAUUCCUGAGACAUCAGACGACUAUCAUGAGAAAGUUUAUCAAAUUCAGCCUAUGCUUGGAGAAGAUAGGUCAGUGCAGGAAGCACAGAAAGGUAGAGGGCACAAUGGGGCUACAAGACCAGCCACAAAGACUGGUAGGAGAGUGGGGCGGCCACCCAAAGAUGAAGUUUGGCCACUGAGAAAUGAAGAAAGACCUGACCAACAUGGGACCUCAAACAACAUGACCAAUGUUUUUCAUGAAACUUUUGACCAUUCAGAUGCCCAGUCUCCUAAUGCUGGGACCAUGAGCCAUCAAUAUAUUUCUGUCAAUGGACAUAACUUCUCUGAUAGGUUUUAUCAUCAGCCGCCACAUUUUCAUCCCAUGAAUCCACUGCCUACAGCGACUAGUUUUCAGCAGCCCCUUUCAUCUGUUGAGAAGAAAAUUGACCCAAAGGUUGCCCCAUUGAUGAAAUUUCGACUGAAUAAAAAAACUAAGGCUACAUCAGAAAUGGCAAAGAAGACUUCUGAACUACAGCCUGAUCAACUUGUGGUGCCAUUAGAAAAUAAGUCAUCUGCUGUGCUGGAGCAAACAUCACCUCGGGCUAAUAUCAUACAAGAUGGAAUAUUUAAAAAGAAGAGAAAACGAAGAACCAAAAAAGAAAUGAUGGAAGCUGCUCUUAUGCUUAGCCAGAAUCCUCAUAAAAAGAUAAGACACAAGUACCAACCAAGACAAAAAAGAAAAUAUCCUAUUUCUCAACAAAAUAUUGAUCCAUUUGAUCCUUUAGAAAAAGACAUUGUUGAGUCUUCCUAUGAGACUAGAUGUAUGGCAAAGGAAAUAGCUUUGACCAGUUACAUCAGCCCUCCUGCUACUCCUGAACUGUCUAAAAAUUCAAUGAUUCCAAACUAUAUCAACCAAAACUAUACCAACCAAGUAUCGAUGCAGCCAUCACUGCAUAAAAACAGUUUUAUUUUGGACACUGUCAGGCAGGCUCCAAAGAGGCAGAGCAAUGGUGAAGAGCUUAUGAAUAUUGAACAGUUCAGCCAGCAGAAUGUGGUUACUGAAGCACACAAUGAAGAUGGACUAGUGGUCAUCUCGCUGCAGCCAGCACAUCUAGACCACCAGUUGGAACAAGGGCUGAUAUCCCCCUCCAGACUGAAUAGUAUUCCCACAGAUUUAUCUCAAGUCACUCCCCAUCAAAAUAAAACAGACUCAAGAGAAGAGGUCAUAGAUUGGCUCACAAAAAAUAGAAAAAUGUAGUUCAUGACUAAGCAGGAAUUCUUAUACAAAUUUGGUGCUGGCUCUAAUCCAAUUAAGAAUCAAAUUUUUGUACUUUUUUAUUGUUACUAUUUUUUUUGUAUAUUUUUAGCUAAUAUCAAUUGAUGUCAAUGUAAACUGUAAAAUACAAAUCUCCAGUGGUCUUCUAUCUCUUCAAAAAAUAAAUACAAUCACCAUUAACUAGUUUGUAUUCACUCAGUAUCAGAAUAUAGUCAGUGUGGGUUAAAAUCCCAUAGAAAUCUGGGAUGUUUACUCUAUUAGAACCUAGACUAAAAGAAAUGGAAAUUUUACUAGGCUGUCAGCCUAACUGAUACUAAGUGGGAAGCUAAGUUUAGGAAAUAUAUGUUGUGAUUGUAAUGGCAACACAAUUUUUGUUCACUUUCACUAUCAGGUAGAUGCUUAAAACUUUUUUUUUUUGGAUUACCUGGUCUUUCAAAAGAAGAUCAAAGAUAACAAAACAACUGAUUUGUAUUUUAAACAAUAUUGAUAAAUAUAUGAAAAUAUAUGCAAUUCUUUCAACCCUAUUGUUAUUCCUGUUAGCUGUAUUAUCAAAAUCUCACAGAUUCUUGGAUGAAUAAAUGAUGUGACUUUUUGUUACUUUCACACUUUGAACUGUUUACUAAAGACAAUGUCUGUACUGCUGCAUAAAUAAGGAUCAAAUAAUAGAAAGAGAACAUUCAGGGAUGAAACCAAUAAGAGGACACAGAUUCAAAAGAAACCAUUGAAAAAAGUUUUUUCUGUGUAAAAUUUUAGAACAAAAUUAUUUAAAAUGUUUCCCUAAGAAUGCCAUCUUUCUUGAAGCAGAAUCAUUUGCCUUUGUCUUGGAAAUACAAAGAUAAAACCAUGGCCUUUGGUAAGCUUCUUUUUAAAAUUUCUGAUUAUUUUUACCCUAGCAACAGACAACUUUGUACAUUUCAACUCCUGGCAGUCUUUGUGAACCAAGUUGAUGUUCUUUGGGGACAAACUGGGCACAUUUUUCUUUGGUUCUGCUGGUGAUUUGAUGUAUACGUGUACAAACCAAACAUAUUUGGACUGUUUCAAUUUGGGCAUUUUAUUAUUAUUAUUAUUUUUUUUACAAAAAUAUGAUUCUUUUGAGCCUUCAGCACCAGUAUAUUAACAAUGAUUGGCAUCAAAAUGUUUUUUUUCCUUACUGCUAAUACCUGGCAGCACUAUGUCUUUGAUUACUGCUGUUUGUAUUUUAUUUAACAAUGCCAUGCUUGUAAAGGCAUCAUUUUGUGGUGUAUGUUUAUACAUAUCAAACUGUUUAUAUAAACAUCUUUGUACAAAACACAAAGUUAAGAAAAACUUUUUAAAUGUACUAAUA